UACACACACACAGGGGCAGGGAAAAGUGCAGGGCUGGGGACAGCGAGAAGGAAAAAAAAAACACAAGAAGCUUCUGGUUUUUCUUUCAAACAUUCCCGCUGCAUCAUUGCAACAUAAAAACCGGCGUUCCAUGUGCACACACUCACACACACACUCUGGCACGCACAGUCGAGAAGGAUCAACUAACAUCAGCUUCUCCCGUCGCACCUGGGACACUUGAACAGAAGCACUCAGAAGGUGGUCUUCUCAGAACUUGAGAGAGAGUUUUGCUCUUAAGAUCACAAACCCACAUUCAGGUGUGGUGUGUGCUGAGAGCAGGUGAAGGAGGACCUGCCAGCACUACUUUCUCCCUGUCUCCCUUAGGUGUGUGCAAGGAGCUUCACCUGCCAGCUUCGCCCUGAUGUCAAACGAGGAGUGCCGCUCGCCCAUCGGCUUGGACUGCUGCAGCUGCUGUCUGGAUCUGGCCAAUGGCUGCGAGCCUGAGUCGGGCCAGCCGGGCCACACAAGUCUGGGCAGUCCCACUUCGAUCAACCACUUCAGACAGCUACGGGACCAGCUUCACUUUCAGAACCUCAACACAGAUAAGCUGAACAACAUCAUGAGACAGGACUCCCUGGAGUCGGUGGUCCGAGACCCAUGCUACCUGCUCAAUGAGGGCAUCUGCAACAGCAACAUUGACCAAACGAUGCUAUCCAUUCUGCUGUUCUUCCACAGUGCCUCCGGCGCAAGCGUAGUGGCAAUUGACAACAAGAUCGAACAAGCAAUGGAUCUUGUAAAGAAUCACUUAAUGUAUGCUGUCAGGGAGGAAGUGGAGAUCUUGAAAGAGCAGAUCAAGGAGCUGGCAGAGAAGAACAACCAGUUGGAGCGUGAGAAUAGCCUGCUGAAGAAUCUGGCGAGCCCCGAGCAGCUAGAAAAGUUUCAGUCACGGCUGCCCUCAGAGUCCAGCCUCCCCCUGGAGCCCCUGGGCUCCCCCGAGGAUGGCGACCGCCAGUACAGCAGCAUGGGAUCUGCUGUAUAAGUGGCUCUGCCAAAGGGGCGGGCAGAGCCACAGCUCUCACCUGAAAUGGACCUUCAGAUAUGCAGCUUCAUGUUGAAGCUGGCUGUAUCGACGAAACCUGAAAAAAGCAUUACGAUGUACCAGUGGCCUAGUCUUCUGUAAUAUCCGACAAUCUCUUCGGACUGAUGUGGAAAAGAGAGAGUGAAGUAGAUGUCAGAGGUUACUGUACAACGGGACUGAUGAGCCCCCUGCUUGAAGGGGGCCCAGCCUUGCUUUCCCUUGGCUCCUCUCAUGAAGAGAAGGAGAGGGCUUUGCCUGAUGGAGCUGGCCCAGAGAGAAACGCAUCCUAGGCCGAUCCAAGUCAAGCCAAGGAAAUGUACAUCCCCAAAAGAUGCCCCCAAAGUCUCACAGGUUUUUAGCUGGAGUUCUCAACUCUGAUGCAAGCUAUAUGGGGUCAGAUAUUGUCCCUGCCUUGUGUGACUGCUCACAUUCAUACCCUCAAUGUCAAUAGAGCUAUGGCUAUUUUUAGCUAUUGCAGUUAAGGACUUUUGAGAUGGUCCUUUCUUGCACAGUGGUGACUUCUGCUUGUAUCGCUGCAGAUGGGGCCUGCUGCUUGUAUGGGGAUUAUUGCUUGUUUGUGUUUUGAAAUGGAACAAAUCUACCUGUUUAUAUGGGCUGUGUGAAACGGUGAUUUUUAUUUUUUAUUUUGUGGGAAUGAAAAUCUGUAUACAUUUGCAUAGUUCUGUAAAUUAGCAACUGAUGUAAAGCCAAAUGUUCUGAAAUGGAGGCACGUGUGGAUAUUGUUGCUGAGAAUGUGACAUGUUCUGUUGACUUUCGAUGCCAACCAACUAAUUGGCACGACAUUGUAUAAAGAUGGCCAUAUGUUUAUGAACUUUUAGUUUUCUAACUACCAAAGACUUGCCUAAUACUCACAAACCAACAGGACCAUGUGUAACUUUUCACAGGGAGAAGUUUUUUUGACAGCAGUCUUUUUGAAACAUGGGUAUUGUUGCUUUUUUUUUGUGUCCACGGUAUUUUCUUUUUUUUCACAAUUUAUGGAUGCAAAAUGCACAUUGCAAUAAACCUUUGUUUACACUAA
Molecule: messenger RNA, 2096 nt
Organism: Myxocyprinus asiaticus (Chinese sucker)
Lineage: Eukaryota; Metazoa; Chordata; Actinopteri; Cypriniformes; Catostomidae
Product: TSC22 domain family protein 3-like
Exons: 3
Coding region: 401-1018 (205 amino acids)
Biological process (GO): regulation of transcription by RNA polymerase II
Source: RefSeq, a predicted model, not a curated record